AUGGACCUCAUCCUCGAAUACUGCGACGAGUACGCCUUUGACGCGGCGUACGCCUACCUCUUCCCCUCCCCCUCCUCCUCCCCUCUCUCCUCCUCCAACGCAACUUCAUUCUCUCCAGUAUCGAAAUACGCGCGCGACGCGAUCCCCCGCCAAACCGCCUCGCUCUUCAUCAUUGCCCUCACAGCCGCCCUAUCCCUCUACUUCCUAUUCUGCACCCUCUCCUACUAUACCCUCUACGACCGGCGGCUCGAGCAUCACCCAAAGUUCCUAGUCAACCAGAAACGGCAGGAGAUUAUCUCUUCCCUCAUCGCCGCACCCGUCAUCGACGUGCUCACGCUCCCAUGGUUCCUUGGCGAGGUUCGCGGUUACAGCAAGUUGUAUAACCGCGUUAGCGACUAUGGCUGGGGUUACUUUUGCUUCUCGGCGAUUUGGUUCCUCGUGUUCACCGACUUUCUGAUUUACUGGAUCCACCGGCUUGAGCACCACAAGCUCAUCUACAAGUACGUGCACAAGCCGCACCACAAGUGGAUUGUGCCAACGCCGUACGCCGCACUCGCGUUCCACCCGGUCGACGGCUACGCCCAGUCGCUUCCCUACCACAUCUUCGUCUACCUCUUUCCCAUGCACCGCCUCCUCUACCUUGGCAUGUUCGGUUUCGUGCAGUUCUGGACGAUCCUGAUCCACGACGGCGACAUGAUCUCGGGCCACCUCUUUGAAAGGUACAUCAACAGCCCCGCCCACCACACGCUGCACCAUCUCCACUUUACCGUCAACUACGGACAGUACUUUACGUGGGCGGACAAGGCUUUUGACAGCCACCGCGACCCCCGGCCCGAACUGGACCCCAUCCACGAGAGUCUUAAGGCUAUGCGGGCCAAGGGGCUGGCCGAGGACGGGACGCCGCUUAAGAAGACGCAGUGA
Messenger RNA from Cutaneotrichosporon cavernicola, 921 nucleotides. RefSeq lists its product as uncharacterized. NCBI's taxonomy places the organism in Eukaryota, Fungi, Basidiomycota, Tremellomycetes, Trichosporonales, Trichosporonaceae. Gene Ontology annotation, cellular component: membrane. The coding region runs from base 1 to 921 and encodes 306 amino acids. The transcript is spliced from 3 exons. The record is from RefSeq and is a predicted model, not a curated record. Gene Ontology annotation, biological process: sterol biosynthetic process. Gene Ontology annotation, molecular function: C-5 sterol desaturase activity; iron ion binding.